This is a messenger RNA of Symbiodinium sp. CCMP2592, 2637 nucleotides long. The record is from the annotation of a GenBank genome assembly. Lineage: Eukaryota; Dinophyceae; Suessiales; Symbiodiniaceae.
AUGACGUUCCGUUCCGGCAUCUUCAACACAGACAGGCAGCACAUCGCAAGCGACGACAGACACAGGCUCGAAGCCGGCAAAUCGGUGGCAGCGUCGCGGCUCGCAGGCGACAGGUGCCUGCGAUGGUCUUCUUCCAAGGAAGUCGAAGCUUCUCCUCCGGGUCCUCGCGACGAAAGACUUUUCGUUUCUUUGAGAGGAGACCGUGCUUUUGCUGGUUUUGCUGACCUGAGGGUGCAGUACUCUCCCAGCAGCCGAUCCGUGCAGCCAGAGACCAGCUUGAAAGCUUCGAGGUCUGUCGUGAGUGCGCUCGAAGCUGGCUGGCGAGAAAGUUUCGCUCGAACGGACUUGCCGGGAGGUUCGUGCUCACCAAAUCCGUACGGUUCAACAGAACGAUCCCUUCCGAGUCCGAGUCUGUCGGGACAUCCGUCGGAUGUGGAACUCGUGCCGGCAAAGCAAAGUCUGGUCGAGAUUAUCAGGAACAGACACAAGGAUGCUGCGGGACCUGAUCAACAAGCCUCGCCAGAUGCGGUGCAGACACCUUUCAGGAGCUCUUCCGGCUCAGAAACCUUUGCACAGGUUCGGAGAAGUGCAAGUUCUGAACCACAGGGCUCGCACAUCCGAGAUGCAGGCAGUCCGGUGGCGGCAGAAGUGACAGGCCGGAGAGAGGCACCCAUGGAGAAGGGCGCGCAGGACGAAGUUCAAGCCAUCGAGGCGUCUCCUGGGCAAUGUCCACCGACACCUCGGCAGGUACGGAUCCAGGCCGAUUCGCGCCAAUCCUACUCCCCCGAGGUGACCGAGGCUCUUCGCGAGCGUGUUGCGAUGUUGGAGACUUUAUUGGCAAAGGGCUCGCCGUUGAAGGUUGGCAAGGGACUACCCCCUCCGAGACAGGACGAGGAAUCAUCGUCGCGAACGCUGAGUGAGGACUCGGUAGCUGCGCGCAGUGCUCCAGUUCGCACUCCCGUGGCAAGCCAGCGCAGCCGAAGCGUGCGCAUUUCCAAUCAGAGCAGUUGCUUCGACUCCAAAAGCGGUAGCGGAAGCCCACGUUGCCAGGAGGCAUCCGACUCCAGUAAGCACAGUGUGCUGGAAAAGACGGGGAAGGCGGACUCUGAAGGAACAUCGGACAUCGCUGAAGGUGAAGUAGCUCCAAAAUCAGCAGUGGCGCAAGGAGCCAGUCCGAAAAGUGUACAGAAGGGCAAAGGGCCGCCCCCUCCAAAAGGAGGUGCAAAGGGAGCGUUUUCAGCACCGCCGGCUCCCGGGAAGGGCAAAGGGAAAGGCAAGCCCGCUCCUCCGAAGGCUCCACCGCGAGCAGGGGCAAAGGCUGGGCUCACCAAGGAAGCACAUAAUCCGAGGAAGGCAGAGAUUCAGCCGCGACUCCCCAUGAAAAAACUGUUCUGGAACGCUUUCGUGCUGGACGACGAGCAUCUCCGAAGCUGUGAAAAUGUAUGGGCAGCAAUCGAAAAGGAGAAUGCAGACCUUUACAGCUUCGACGUGCAGGAACUGGAACAGCUUUUUGCGGAAACGUCGUCUCGUUCUGGAGUGCAAACUCCCGUAUCACACGGAGGCAGCUCGGCGGUCCGACGAACCAGACUCCGAGCAAGAGUGUUUGAGGAAUCCCGCCGUCGACAGGUUUGCAUAAUGCUUGCUCGACUACCGCCAGUAGAGACGACCGUCAAGGCGAUCCAUGACAUGGAUGAUGAUUGCUUGGACAAGGACCAGGUGGAGCUUCUCCUGGCGACAGCACCCACUGCAGAAGAGCUUACCAUGCUUCAUGCUGCAGCGAGGGAGAUGCCUGAGAAGGCCUCCCUGCCCUGGGAUGAUGCUGAAGACUUUGUGUGGAAGCUUGCCGAGGUUGGACACUUCCUGGUAAGACUCCAGACUUGGUCCUUUGAGAACGCCUUCGAAGAGCGCUUUCACAUUUUCCAUUCGGCCGUGACAGAAGUCAAGGACGCAUGCCAUGCGCUGAGAGAUUCACACAGGAUUCCAAGGCUGCUGGGCAUCACCCUUAACGUGGGCAAUUACUUGAAUGCCGGAACAUCUCGAGGCAGAGCGGAUGGCUUCUCCGUCGAGGUUCUAUCUCAGAUGCGGGCAUUGAAGGGCCAGGCAGCAUCGUCGAGCUCUGCGAGCACAUUGUUGGACUUCGUGGUACGUCAAGCAGAGCGUAGCAGGCCAGGCGAGCUUCUUCAGCUGUUUGGCGAAGUUGGUGAGGCAACGCUGGUUCAGAGAGCUUUCCGUCACAAUCUGAAGGAGCUGUCCUUGGAGUUGACUGCCUAUUGUGUCCAGGCCCGUGGCUUGGCAAGGCAGUCUUCCAAUGGUGAUGAUGUUCUGAAAGCUCGAGCAGAAAAGGUGGAGGCUCACUUGAGAGAUCUAGAAACUCUGCAAAGGCUGUUUGUAGAAGCAGAGGAAGACUUCAACAGUGUUAGUGCCUGGUUCCACGAAGGCUCUGGAAAGAAGCCCAGACCUCCAGACGAGUUCUUCGGCUACUGGCAUACCUUCUUCCAGGGAAUUCGCUCCACAUUGGAGGGGAUGUAUGCUGGAAAGAAGCGUCGAAAAGCCCCGCGAUCACGAGUCCUGCGUCCUUUGGAUCAAAUGGCAAAGUCGCUCUCACUGAGUGAAGCCGUCCAGGACAUAAAAAGCUGA